CGUUGCACGUUGUAUGUCUAAGUAAGCAUGUUCAUUUCUACUAUAAAACCAGCCAAAGUUCAUAUUUUUGAAGAACUGUCUGCUGAAGUGUGAGUGAAAUUUGCCCAGACAUGGAUACUGUAUCAGACUCGAUGCUUGUGAGGGGACUGGUGUUCAUAGAUGGCUUCACAGUGCUGUAUUACAUGCUCAAAUGGCCCUGGAUUUGCUGGUGUGGAUUCAGAGUGUAUGUGCUGUCAAAAGUUUGGCAAACUGAUUUAAAGGCAUAUGGACAAUGGGCAGUUGUCACAGGGGCUACCGAAGGGAUUGGCAAAGCUUACGCAAAUGAGUUGGCCAGAAGAGGUCUGGACAUUGUACUGGUCAGCCGGUCAAAAGAUAAACUUUAUAUGAAAUUGUACGUCAAUAUGUUUGUUCCAGAGAGCCAACAUGGACGCCAGACCCAGAUCAUCCAGACAGACUUCACAAAGGGCCAUGACAUCUACCCUGCUAUAGCUGAGGCACUACGGGACCUGGACAUAGGCAUCCUGGUUAACAAUGUAGGCAUGAACUAUUCUGACAAGUUGGUACAUUUCCUGGACAUUCCCAACCCUGAGCAGCAGAUUUUUGUGACAUAUUUUUCCAGAUCUCUGAAUUCAGAGUACAAGUCACAGGGAAUAACAGUUCAGUGUGUGGCUCCCUUUAUGGUGUCCACUAACAUGACCCACAACUUGCCCCCCAACCUGUUGUUGAAGAGUGCCAGUGCUUUUGCCCGUGAAGCUCUGAACACAGUGGGUCACUCCAGCUACACCAGCGGCUGUGUCUCUCACGCUCUUCAAAACAUUGCUCUGUCCAUUUUCUUCCCUGAUUGGCUACGCCUUUCAUCCUACUGUGUGAAGCAGAGAAAUUUGCACAGAGCAUGGAGAAGAAAAUUUACAUUUACAUUUACAUUUAAGUCAUUUAGCAGACGCUCUUAUCCAGAGCGACUUACAAAUUAGUGAAUUCACCUUCUGACAUCACCUUCUGAUAAUCAAACUGUAUGUCACAUGCGCCAAAUUCAACAAAAAUAAAUGACAAUCAAAUAUGACAUUGACAUAUCAAAGAUGAAUUCUGGCAGGCUGCGAGAGAAUGUGCUAGCUGUUGUGAUUGGCUCUUCGAGUCUCACUACAAAGGGUCUGAAUACUUAUGCAAAUAAGUGUCAGGACGUUGGACUGAUGGGGAGGUUUAUGACCCCCAUAAAUAGCUCAGAGUAAAUAUUUAUUGCAUUCUCAUUUUUUCAAAUGGGCGGUAAUUUAGAAUGCAUAAGAUUCUGUAUUUAGGAUAGCAUGGCUUCUCCCUCUGUUCCUCAGUCUUCCCGCUCUUUCACUGAAACCCCACCCCUUUUCCUUUGUGGAACCAGCUGUCAUAUCUGUUCCGUCCACUAGGGAUGAUUUCUUUAUGACAUAAAUUGUAAUCAAUGUAUGAUUCAUUCUGUGUAUAUGUAAUUCUGUGUGAUUAAAAAUUGAUGAAAUGACAGAACUUUCUGCAAGCAAAGAGGACUAAGGAGUGCAAAGGAGGUUGCUACUGAAACGUUGGUGGUGCUUUAAAGAGGUCAUAUUGGAAAUUGAAACGAGUUUUACUUCAUAUGUAGAGAACUAAUUGAUCAAUGUUACUGUUUUUGCAUUGACUGCCAUUGAAAGGUAUUGGUAAUAGGAAAGAGAUUGUGUAAUGUUGAUGUAAUCAAGCUUACCCCAAAUCCAUCAUGAACUAUAUAUAGCCUGAGUGCAGCAGAGUAUGAUCUGUGGGAGACUCUCAAACAGGCUUCUAUAGUACAUAUAUUAGCUAUAUACUUAUUAGGGAUAUAGACUACAACAUAACUGAAUGCUUGAACAUAUGCAUGUUCUGGUUGAUUUGGACUUUUAACAGAGUACAAUUUUUGGUAUCAACCGUCACAUUUUUGUGAUCUCGAUUUUCUUAGAAAUAAAUAAAGACAAUGACUUUUGUUUAUUUUAUUGCCAACCCAUUCACAAAUGACUGUCAAAUUGUUGUUACUGAGUAACAUAUGUGUAAAG
Oncorhynchus masou masou (cherry salmon) is the source of this 2024-nucleotide messenger RNA. RefSeq names its product very-long-chain 3-oxoacyl-CoA reductase-B-like. Gene Ontology annotation, cellular component: endoplasmic reticulum. Gene Ontology annotation, molecular function: oxidoreductase activity. The record is from RefSeq and is a predicted model, not a curated record. The coding region runs from base 111 to 971 and encodes 286 amino acids. Lineage: Eukaryota; Metazoa; Chordata; Actinopteri; Salmoniformes; Salmonidae. The transcript is spliced from 8 exons.